AUGGAUCAAGAAAUAUACCUGUUGGAGUAUUGGGUGACUAGGUAUUCUGUACAGAGUCCCCUUAUAGUUAGUAUAGUUGACAGACAGCACACGGAAAGAAUGUUUAGACUAACACGAGUUCCUCCUCUGUUGCUUCUAGUUCCUGUUUCUUUGGCACUCUUCCUUCCUGAUAUGCAUGCAAUGCCUUCUCAUGCUGAGAAAACGUCGGAAGUUAUAGGCUUCAGAACUUAUUCAGAUGAUAGCUAG
Messenger RNA from Sphenostylis stenocarpa, 246 nucleotides. The record is from the annotation of a GenBank genome assembly. NCBI's taxonomy places the organism in Eukaryota, Viridiplantae, Streptophyta, Magnoliopsida, Fabales, Fabaceae.